AUGCGCGGCGUGGUCGGUUCUUCGCCACACAUCGCUGGAAAGGCCACUUCUGAGCGGCUGAGGCAAGUCCUCGUGGCCACUUCUGAGCGGCUGAGGCAAGUCCUCGUGGCCACUUCUGAGCGGCUGAGGCAAGUCCUCGUGGCCACUUCUGAGCGGCUGAGGCAAGUCCUCGUGUGCGUGCAGCGGCUGGGCGCCAGGCGCGGCACCGGAACGCCAAAAAACUACUAUGUCUUCGAGUGA
This is a messenger RNA of Emiliania huxleyi CCMP1516, 240 nucleotides long. RefSeq lists its product as hypothetical. The record is from RefSeq and is a predicted model, not a curated record. The transcript is spliced from 7 exons. Bases 1 to 240 code for a protein of 79 amino acids. Lineage: Eukaryota; Haptophyta; Isochrysidales; Noelaerhabdaceae.